AUGUCGACGCUCAUGAGAACGCUGCGCAACCUGCGCCGAGUUGGACUUAAGGAAUAUGGCCACCAAAUGGCGGACAAGUACGGCAACAAGUACUUUGAGAACUUGGAGGAGGAGCUUCCUCUCCGAACCCGCUGGGUCGACUACAAGGACCAUGAGUUCGAUCCCUCUCAGAUCGAACCCGGAUGGCACGCCUGGAUGUCAUACAUGGUCGACAAGUCACCAGCCGCAGACCCGCUUCUGCAGCGCCAGGUCCGCGUCUGGGAGCCAAAGGAGCACAGGCCGACUCUCACAUGGACCCGCUCGGGAUACAAGCCUUACAACACGUACGUUCCAGACUGCGACAUGGGCAAUGUCAAGCCCAAGUACUCCCCAUGGACACCCAUCGCCAAGGCUCGACAGUAG
Molecule: messenger RNA, 402 nt
Organism: Alternaria hordeiaustralica
Lineage: Eukaryota; Fungi; Ascomycota; Dothideomycetes; Pleosporales; Pleosporaceae
Exons: 7
Coding region: 1-402 (133 amino acids)
Biological process (GO): response to oxidative stress; mitochondrial respiratory chain complex I assembly
Cellular component (GO): membrane
Source: RefSeq, a predicted model, not a curated record